AUGACUGACCCAAAAAUAAGGUCGAAGUCACAAUCCUUAUCGGUACCAGAGUCUUCAGAGUGCACAUCUUUGAAGACUAUUUCAACAAUAAAUCCUUCUGACUCGACAAAUCAACAUAAUGCUUAUUUAGACAAAAAUAUGCAUUCAACAAAUAGUAUUUCAAUGGGUCAAAUACGUCGAAAUAAUGGUGGUGGCAAGUUAAACAAUUUGAAUAUAGUUCCAUUUUUAUUUAGAAGUGGACGAAGAUAUUUUCCUUCCUUUGUUUUAUUAGGAAUUUUGUUCGUAUUUACUUCAAUAUAUAUCGUAAACACAAUUUUAAAUGAUGAUUUGGUAAUUGAUCUGCAUUAUGAUUGUUGUGACCAGUGUGCUGACAUUAUUAAGAAGCCUAAGCUUGAUCAACACCGUAUAAAGUGUCCUAUUACCACGUUUACUUGCAUCGAUUGUUCUAAAACGUUUGUUGGAACGAGUUAUAAGUCUCACACGAGUUGCAUUAGUGAGGCAGAAAAAUAUCAAAAGGGAACGUUUAAACCCAAAAAAAAAAAUGCUCAAGAUAAGCCAAAGUUGUCACAAGAAAAAGAACAAAACCCUUCAGAAGAACAGCAAAAACCAAAAAUCAAAAAGAAACAUAAAGGAUCAGAUAUAUUAAAGAAAAAGCGUAAAAAAACUAAUAAAAUAAUAAAGGGACAAAAUCGUAGUGGUAAUUAG
This is a messenger RNA of Dentiscutata heterogama, 705 nucleotides long. The record is from the annotation of a GenBank genome assembly. NCBI's taxonomy places the organism in Eukaryota, Fungi, Glomeromycota, Glomeromycetes, Diversisporales, Gigasporaceae.